UCCGCCGUCGUCCAAAGUGCGGGGAGACAAAACACCACAAAGCCGACAGUCAGACGCAGUGUUAUCCAGACGGCCAGCAUUAGAGAGUGUCAGACACCAUGCUAGACUUCAUCCAAGAUGCCUUUUCGACUUUCGUCAUGUUCUUGACAGCGCGCGACUCGUACGAAAAGUACAUUGAAACGCAAAAGAAGAUCCUCGACCUCAAACCCUCCUGGGCACGCUUCAUCAUCAGUCUUGUGGCUCAGAACCACCUCAAGCGUCGUUCUCUGGCAAAGCGUGUUACGGCCGGCACGACAAAGGGGACAUGGUGGGGACCCGGUGUGCAACACAUGACUGAAGAGCAAAUCACAGCUGGUGACGGGCCCAUCAUGCUUUACAUCCACGGCGGUGCUUUCACUGUAGGCCACACGAAAAUGUGGUCUGAAUGGUGCUGCGACUUGACGCAACACCAUAAACGCAAGUUCAAUAAGGACUUCCGCAUCUUCACGGUUGAUUAUACAUUAGCCCCCGAUGCACACUUCCCAACACAGCACACAGAGUGUCUGGCUGCUAUUGACUAUCUUGUACGUCGAUGCAAAGUCAAUCCACUGCGCAUCUUCAUCUCUGGUGACUCGGCAGGUGGUAACUUGGCUCUGCAAACGAUGUAUGAGCACCACGACGCAGCUUCAUUCGGUGGUGCAGUCCUCUUUUCUCCUUGGGGAUUCCCUGUCGUCUCUCUUCAUCAAGCAGGCGUCGUCAAGAGUCCUGUCCCCAUCGACAUCAAAGAGGACGACUCGUACUACGUGUACGGCAAGACGGAUUACGUGACAGAUUUGUUUGCCGUGCAAGGCAUCAAAGCCUACAUGGGGCCAAACAUCUCCUAUGAAGAUGCAUUCAGGCACAAGGGACUCAACCCAUUCUUGCGACGACCAGAAGAUGUUGCUGCGUUGCCGGCCACAAUCAUUGUUUACGGUGGCUCAGAGAAGCUCAAGACAUCGAUUGAGUCGUGGCACAAGGAGAAUGAAAAGUCCUUCAAGGAUUGUGAGAUGUAUCAAGAAGCUGCAGGUGUGCAUGAUUGGCCAUUGAGCAGGAAGUUAUGCAAGGAUCCCGCCAUGUAUGAGCGUGGGCUCGAGAGGGUGUCGUCUUGGAUUGAGAAGAAGAUGAUUCACGGUGGCAAGUAACGGACGAACUGCAACUUUGGCAAGCCUCUUGUUACCUGGGUGGGUGACUAAGUGUUCAGUACCUACUGACGUCGCUUCCAUCGUCUGCAUUGCUCUUUCUUCGCAGAUGUGCACGCAAUUGCCCUUUCUCUUGUAGAUUUCAAUAUCGCAAGCUUCUUACAUUGCCCUCUUCAACUUCCUCGGACGUGAUUGGAUUCUACUUCACCAUCAUGCUGUAGAGC
Protomyces lactucae-debilis is the source of this 1381-nucleotide messenger RNA. Its product is annotated as Alpha/Beta hydrolase protein. Lineage: Eukaryota; Fungi; Ascomycota; Taphrinomycetes; Taphrinales; Protomycetaceae. Gene Ontology annotation, molecular function: hydrolase activity. The record is from RefSeq and is a predicted model, not a curated record. Bases 99 to 1160 code for a protein of 353 amino acids. The transcript has a single exon.